GCGUGCAACUGUAGACCGUGGACGAGCGUAGACGGCGCGCGGCCGUUGGCCGAAACGUAGACCGCGGUCCGCCUCCUCCUUUUGCUGUAGAUAAUCCCGCGUCGCCGUUGGCCGAAACGUGGACCGCGGCCCGCCUCCUUUUUUCGGCCGCGGCCAAUCGGCUCUCCUCGCCUACGACCGCGGACGCCCGUGAUUGGCUCCGCGAACGCAGACCGCGGCGGCCCGCCUCCUCCUUACGACGCGCUUGCGGUUGGCCCAAAAGACGCAAUCGGCGAAAAGACCCACGCGCUCAAUCGACAAGCCGAAAAGUGUACAUCAGAAGCGAUGACCGGCCACCACGCUUUGCUGCCUAAACUGCGCUUGAGAGGUACAUGUACAAACAAGGUAGGAAAAACUGCCUUGCCGUCACCGCAGCUCCAACAGGCCAGCAGAUCCCCGGCCAGCUCACGGUGACCUUUGGGAAAUACAAAGGCAAGACCUUCAUGUGGCUUACGGAGGAAGAUGUCGGCUAUGUCAAGUAUCUCCUCGAUGGCCACGUGAAGGAGAGGCGACGACAGAAGGGAAGGUGCGACACCAAAACUGGGGAGUGGAGGCUGAAGGAGCAGCUUCUACGCUACGUGGAUAUGUUCCCUCCGGUGUCAUGCCACUUGGAGCAGAACAUCGACCGGGCCAUCUGCGGGCAUGGCCGCUUCCGGUCCUUCACGUUCGAGGAUAUGUGGCAGUUUUAUGACUUCUCCAAGCUCAUCCGUAACGAUCUCCAGGCCGAAAGCGCAGAAGAAUGGAAGAUGGCCCAGGAAGCCUUCUGCUUUGUGCGUCAGUGGCUACUGAUGACGGAGUAGGACAUCAAUGUCACGUUAAGAGAUUUCGAUUGUACAUCCUCACAAAGGAGGAGGAGCGAGCUAAAGGCAAAGUUGCACCAGCUACGCCCCUCACGUCAGCUUGUGCAUCAGCAUUAGCAGCACUAUCAACAUGACCUGCUGUAGCAAAUACACCAUCAGCAGCAGCAGCAGUAGCAGCAGCACAACAACAAGCACCACCACCACAAGGUGAUGAUGAAGACUGGCAAUGUAAAAUACUACGCGCCUGGGCGCUUUGUGGCCAAUCCGCACAGAGUCACAAAAAAUAUUCCAAAAAAACAAAAAACAAACAAAAACUACACGGUCAAGGCGUCCACGUCCAAAGGACUUUCUGGCAGGUCUUUUGAAAACUUUGUAAAUUUUAAGGAGGCGGUCAAUGACCUUGUAAAAUAAAACACAUUGAUAUGUACUUCAUGUCUCAGCUACUUUUUACACACACAAAUAUGCAGUAUGUUCGGCAUAGCAUAUAGUCCUGUAUAUUGUGCACUUUCCCAAUGAGUGCAGACAGAAAAUUAAAAACCUAGUCCUUAUUUCUCAACACUUCAAUAUCUGCAAAACACUUGCUUAUCAUUAAACUUAUUUAAGACUCAAUACAGGCUGCUUAACUUUUACUGUGUACUAUAGCUCCUUUAUUGAAAUACAAGAAAA
Messenger RNA from Corythoichthys intestinalis (scribbled pipefish), 1505 nucleotides. RefSeq lists its product as uncharacterized. The record is from RefSeq and is a predicted model, not a curated record. Lineage: Eukaryota; Metazoa; Chordata; Actinopteri; Syngnathiformes; Syngnathidae. The coding region runs from base 372 to 839 and encodes 155 amino acids. The transcript has 5 exons.